AUGUUAUAUGUCACACCAGAGGCCGACGCUGAUGGUUUAUAUGUCACGCCUGUCACACCUCUUUUGAUUCCGCUAAGCCGUGAUGCAGUGUGUAAUCACAAACUGGAGUGGAACGAUGCUGCCAUCAUUUGGUUCUGUGUAAAAAUGCAAAGGAGGUAAAAAGAAGGGACUUCGUAGCAGAUCUAUAGCGCAAUCUCUGCGUAAAAAGGGCUAAUGUAAGCUCUGUCAGCACUGUUGCCGUUGUGAACACCGUUUAUGGAGUUUGCACCAUUAGCUGCUGGCUGUGGCCUCAGCCACCUCCAUGUUGAGAGCCGUGUGCAGACAAUCCCGAUCUUCUGACAAAUGAAGCUCAGCGUAAGUUCAAUCAAGAAGACUUUCUUCGUGCUCCCUCCCACUCCCACUGCUCCCUCGAAUCAGCUGACUAUGGGUGUUCACCCUUCUAGUUAUCCAGUCAAUCUUCGCCUUGAUCUCUAUCAGCCAAUCAGGAUGCUACUGCAAAACUUUAAAUCUGUUCUCUGCUCUGCUGCUGUCAGCUGUCAUUUUAGGCAGAAUUGUCACACCCUGCUCCACCCCAUUCACCUCCAGCUAUCGUAUCCACAGUCCAGGACGAGUUCAACAAAGGCUCAUUCCUCUACUCACCCAGAUCAUCAGCACUUAUCCAUCUUCCUCUCAUCUCAUCUUCACCACCUCUACCACCAGCAGCGUCUAGACCUCAGCUUCAAGAAUAACGGUGUGAAACGUCCAGAGACCUUCAUGAUGUGACCUGGCCAAGGUCAGCGGCUACCGCGUGUUUACCCCUCACACCCAGCUAUGUGGCCAGAGGAGUUUGGAGUGGGUGGGCCCUGCGAUGAUGUGCUCACAAAGUCCACACUGUCCAGACAGUCCUGUGCACACCUAGUCCCACCCCUUCCCUCACCCCUCAGCUGCCUACCUCUCCCGCUCCUGUGCUCCCCUGUACUCUUCUCCUGCUCCUCUCCCAAGGUCUGCUACUCGUUUGAAGUUCGAGGAGUUCUGGAGACGCUUUCUCUCGCUCUGUCUGACAUCUCAUCGCUCUCGGCCACCAUGGUUCACAGCAGCAGCUUCUGCAGGUUCCUCCUCCUGAUCUUCCUGGGCCUCUUGGUCGCCUUUGUACACACAGACACAGUCGCAGACUCAACAAUCAGAGACAGCCAGGACACCAUGUCCGGAGAGCCACCCAGUGACGUCACCACCAAAGACCCUUUCCAGGACAUGACGGAGCAAUCCUUCACUUUCGACUACGAGGAGACCACACACUCUCAGGCCCUGGAUGAGGAGGAAGGGGUGCUGGGGCCAGGGGCCAUCACAGCCAUCGUUAUAGCAGUCUUCCUGGGAGCAUCUGUCCUCCUCGCCCUCAUCGUCAUCACACUCAGGAAGUUCACCGCCUCUUAGAGUGAACACAUCUUGUGUGCAUGUGUUUGAGUGUGUGUGUGUGUGUGUGUGUGUGUUUUUAUGUCGAUGUUCCUCUUUCGCCUCUCGUCUUAAUCUUUCAACUCUUUCUUGCAAAGAUGAGUUGUGUCUUUUGCUUCGCUGUAGAUGCUGAAAAUUGUGGCAGGUCCCUUGACUGACUAUUUACAGAUUUACACAGUCUGAUUGUUGCUCAACAUGUCCACGUGUUACUGAAGGUUUAAUGUUAGAAACUGGCUGGCUCUUCCAGUGGAAAUCAUAGCAUGUCAUUCACUUUUUUUUCUUAAUCUUGCAUGCUUUAAGGGAUUUUUUUUUAAGUUUGUGGGCUGUUUAUUUCCUGAUGUGAAGUAUCCUGCAUGUGUUUGCUUUAUUUGUACAUGAGGUGUGUUUGCUUUUGUCAGUCUGUGUCUUUUUCCAUUCUAUAACAAAGAUAUUUCAGAUUUGUGUCUAAACAUGAGUUGUUGUUUUUUUUAUUAGUCUUUCACAAUGAUUUUAAAGUUUGCCAGAUUCAUGUCUAAAAUAUUCCCCUGGUGUCACGGUGCACAAGUUUGUAUUGCACCAUUUACAAACAUUUGUAGAGUCAAAAUAAGGAGAAAACAUUUUAGAAAGGCUUCUUCGAUGAAUGUAAACAGGGAGUUGGGUUGUUUUUACCUGCAGAGCAAAUACAAAGUUAGAGCGUGGAUGAAUUUGUGUUUGCACUCAAGUGAGUGUUUUUUGUCGUUGUUAUAUUUGCAGGGGGGUUGGAAAUUAUUUUAGUAACAUUAUUUUGUCUUUUUCUAUACGCCUCAGAGUCGUCAGCCAUCCAGCUGGAUGUUGCCAUGGUAAUGUCACUGCCAGAUUAUCUUGUGAGAUUUAAGAUGAAUAAAUAAAUACAA
Epinephelus moara (kelp grouper) is the source of this 2300-nucleotide messenger RNA. It is a transcript of the gene snorc, whose product is annotated as secondary ossification center associated regulator of chondrocyte maturation. The record is from RefSeq and is a predicted model, not a curated record. Gene Ontology annotation, biological process: cartilage development. The transcript has 4 exons. The coding region runs from base 811 to 1410 and encodes 199 amino acids. NCBI's taxonomy places the organism in Eukaryota, Metazoa, Chordata, Actinopteri, Perciformes, Serranidae.